Messenger RNA from Bacidia gigantensis, 1188 nucleotides. RefSeq lists its product as uncharacterized. Gene Ontology annotation, molecular function: 3'-5' DNA helicase activity; four-way junction helicase activity. The transcript is spliced from 5 exons. Gene Ontology annotation, cellular component: chromosome; nucleus; cytoplasm. Bases 1 to 1188 code for a protein of 395 amino acids. The record is from RefSeq and is a predicted model, not a curated record. Lineage: Eukaryota; Fungi; Ascomycota; Lecanoromycetes; Lecanorales; Ramalinaceae. Gene Ontology annotation, biological process: double-strand break repair via homologous recombination.
AUGUCUACUGAAAAACGGACAUCAACACAAGAAACUUUCAUGGCUUCAAAGGAUCAGAUCGUAGUUGCUACCAUUGCAUUUGGAAUGGGCAUCGACAAGGCCGACAUACGCAACAUCGUCCACUUUGCUAUUCCCAAAUCUAUCGAAGGCUACAGUCAGGAGAUUGGUCGAGCUGGCCGCGAUGGCUUGCCUAGCACAUGCAUAGCGUACCUGUGCCACGACGAUAUCCGGAUCAUGGAGGAAUGGUCGAGAGCAGACAUACCGAGCUUCCGAAGCAUCAAUGGUCUUGUUGGUGAGAUCCUAGAGAUGUACAAGUUCUCUAAGACAGGCGAUGUAAUUGAGCGUCAUUUGAAUGACGAGUCCCGAGAAUGGGACAUCAGGCUAGCGGCUCUAGGUCUACUCAACGCUCAACUAGAACUGCGCUUUUCCCUUAUUCGUGCCAUCACUCCUAAAUACUCCAAUUAUAAAUACACAAGAUCCUCUGGAUUCGAGGCGAAGACGGCCGACAGCUCGAAAGUCACAUCCACACUCAAGAAAACCAGCAAGACAACCAAGAAAUGGACGCAGAUCGAUGUUGACGUAGCAGCUUUCACAGGCGGUUUCCCAAGGGAAGACGCAGUUCGAAAACUCCAACAAUGGCACGAUUCCGGCGCCAUCGAAUUAUCACCCAGCGGCGUAGUCAACCGCUUUCGAAUCGUCAAUCCCUUUCCUAAGACGCAAGCAGAGAAGGAUGACAUCAUCGAAGGUAUUUACGAGCAAAUCAAGGCACGCGAACGGAGCGACAUGGAGCGCGUGCAGCAGGUCAUCGACCUUCUCACAGCUUCAGAAUGCAUCUCCACGAAGCUCGCGAGGCAUUUCGGCGAUGAUAUACUGGUCGAGUCGGGGAAAUGCGAGCACUGCAAUUGGUGCAUUACUGGCAAGGCUGUGGAGUAUUCGAGAGGUCAAAUGGUGACUAAAGAUGCGAUAAACGAGGACAAGAUCAAAGCCAUAUUAAAAGCAACGAGUGUGAGAGACGAUGCGAAUUUUCUGGCGAGAGUGGCGUUUGGCAUCAGUAGUCCUAGGGUUACGAUUGAGAAACUGGGGAAACAUGAGGUCUUUGGGAGCUUGAGUGGAUGUGAUUUUGAGGUCAGUAUCUGUUUUUUCCCCACAGCCAUGCCCCCAAGUUGUUGCUUUGGUGCGACGUUUUGA